ACCAACCAAGCUCGUUCACCACUCCCUCCAGCACCGCUCCCCAUCCCUCCCAUACCUAUCCCUGUCGUUGGCGCCGUCUCGGCCGAUCCCAGAUCCAUCCCCCCCAUAGGCAGCUGUCCGACCAGAGCACCCCGUACCUGCAAUGUCCGCCCUAUUGCUCGCCAAGAGCCAGGGGCUGUCGCUCUUGUCGCUUGCAAAGGCAGCCUUCCAGGCGGCGCUGCUGCUGCUGCUGUUUUCGCUCCAGUACAGACCCGCCUCGGCAUACUCUCUGGCCAAGCCCCCGGCGGCCGAAGAUAGCACGAUCCUGCGAAUCCCGAAACCCAUUGAUACUCCCAAACUAGACCCGUCCGAUGUUCUCAUCGUCGCAACCGUCGACGGCUUCCUUCAUGGCGUCAGUCGACGGAGCGGCGAAAUCCUCUGGGAAAGAGACUACGAGCAGCUCGGCCCGCUCGUCAAAUACACGGCUCCGUCGACCGACCCAAUUGGUACCGGGGACCUCCCGCCUGCGAGCGACGGGCGGGCCCUGCCUCCUGCCUCGGACAGCAACGAACAGGCCAUUGACCGAGUGGGCGGCGCCUCGCCGGCAAGCCCGAGCGGCAUGGAGACCUAUUUCAUCCCCGAUCCAGCAGGCGAAGGCGAUCUCUACGAAGUCAAGUACCACGAUAACCGAUGGGAAAUCGAGCGGUUCACACACUCUGUAAAAUCGAUCGCCAAGGAAGGUCGGCCUCUGCGUAUGGGCCCAUUGUUCUAUACGCCAAAGGUGACCCCCAGGCUGUACCUGAUCAACCCGCUCACGGGCGACUUGCUUCAGUCGAUUGGCGACGAGACUUUUACGAACGUCCAGAAUCCCAACGAUCCCAAGGUAUUCCUGACUCGCAGUGAAUACGUCAUCAAGAUUCACGAAGAGCAGACAGGAGCCACAAAGGCCAUCAUUAACUAUGGGGAAUUCGACAGUCCGUGCUAUCCCGCGUUGCAAGAUGACCCCAACAUACCCAUGGCCAUGCCGUCAAGCGGAAAGACGAUCCAGAACCGCCUCAAGAUCGAAACCAACGUCCGUGGCUUCCUCCGUAUCACCGAACACUCAAAGAAAAAUCCUGUUUAUACUAAGCUUUCUUCGCCUGUCGUGAGUGUGUUCGCACUCGAUCGGUCGGACGCCUCGUCCGUGGACGCGACAAAGAUCUACCCGCUCCCCGAGCUCAAGGGAUUCACGCGCCGUCCGUUCAACUCUGAGAAAGCUCAAAUCGUUGAAGGCGAAGGCGGUCCGUAUAUCUUUACGGAGCACAACUUCCCACAAGCCGAGAUCGGCGACGACCGCCUUAUCAAUGACUCUCCCGCGUCUCACAGCGGCACCCAUGUCAUCAAGGAAACGGGGUGCUUCCCUGGCCUCAAGCGAUUUCCCUUUUGUGUCCUCGAGAUCUUGAUCAAGAAUGUCGGAGACGCCUCGGCUCGGGUCACAUACCUGCUCCCCAUGCUCGCGGUGACUGUGCUGUUUGUCUAUCAGUUUUGGACGCGGUUGGUCGACCAGAGUCGCCUGCAAGAGCGCCGGAACCUUGUCCCUCGAAUCGAGAGCGUAGGGGAUGAAUUCCAGGACCUGGAUCCAAUUCUGCCCAAGUACGCUGCCGCUUCCAAGGGACAGCCCGAUGCCAUCCUGCUGAAGCCCGGUGAUGACGCGUCACCAGCGAGCACCCAAAGACCGUCGUCAAGCGCCCAGAGCCCGGCGUACGUUUCCUUCCAGAUUGAAGAGCCGUCGGCCGAGAAGCCCCUCCCCGACCUUCCCUCAGACCAAGAUGCAGCCGAACCGACGGACGAAAACAUGGCCGGCAAGCUAUCCAAGAAGAAAAAGACAAAGAACAGACGCCGGUUCUUGCACGAGGACUCUGACAUUGAAACUGAGAAGGAGAACAUCGACCCCGACCACCCGAGCGCGACUGAUGCCACCAUCGAGAAUGGUGUCUCUGAGCUACGGUCGCUCGUGCUCACGGACACAAUCUUGGGUCACGGCAGCCACGGCACAGUUGUAUACAAGGGGUCCUUUGAGGGCCGAGAAGUUGCCAUCAAACGACUCCUGCUCGAGUUUUACGAUGUGGCCGAUCACGAGGUGAACGUGUUGCAGGACAGCGAUCACCACCCGAAUGUGGUUCGAUACUUUUACAAGGAGCGUUCCAAGGGAUUCAUGCACAUUGCUCUCGAGCUUUGUCCCGGCUCACUGGCAGAUGUGAUCGAGAAGGUGACCGACCCCAAGUUUGGCCAGCUUCGUCUCUUGAUGAAACCCAAGCUCGUGCUCUUCCAGAUAAUGUCGGGCAUCCAUCACCUUCAUCAGCUCAAGAUUGUACAUCGAGACAUCAAGCCUCAGAACAUUCUGGUGGCCGAGUCGAAGAGCAAAUCGAGUCCUCAUCCACGCAUCCUGAUAUCGGACUUUGGUCUGUGCAAGCGGCUAGCCGAUGACCAGUCGUCCUUCCACAACACUCUCCACACGGCCGGAGGAACAGUGGGCUGGCGGGCACCAGAGUGCCUUGCAUCGGGCAAAGAAAAAAUCAGCGAGUCCGAGACCUCCGAGUCGGGUGCGUGGGUCCAGGUUGACCCCAGCAUGCCAGCGCCCGGCACCAAGAUUAGCCGGGCCAUCGACAUUUUCUCGGCCGGAUGUGUCUUCUACUACGUCCUGUCAGGAGGCCAGCACCCCUAUGGCGAGCGAUACUCUCGCGAAAUGAACGUAAUGAAGGGUAACUUUAGGCUCGAGCGGCUGGAUGCGCUGGGUGAAGAGGGCAUCCUGGCCAAGGACCUGAUCCGUCGGAUGAUCAGCAAGGAUCCCAAGAAGCGGCCGGAUUCCGCCAUGGUCCUCAUUCACCCUUACUUCUGGAACCCCGCCCGACGGCUGUCGUUCCUGCAAGAUGUCUCGGACCGGUUCGAGAGCGAAGAGCGCGACCCGCCGAGCGCCCUCCUCAAGGUUCUCGAGCGUGGCGGAACAAAGGUCAUUGGCAACGACUGGUGCCGCAAAAUCGACCGGAUCUUGCUGGAGGAUCUUGGCAAAUAUCGCAAGUACGAGACGACGUCCGUUCGGGAUCUGCUCCGGGCCCUGCGGAACAAGAAGCACCACUACCAGGACCUAUCUGAGAGUGCCCGGAAGAUCCUGGGCGAGCUGCCGGACGGGUUCCUGGGCUACUUUACGUCAAGGUUCCCGAACCUCCUGCUGCAUGUCUACCACGUUGUGGCCGACCAUCCAAAGCUGCGUCACGAGCCAUUCUUUUCGCAGUAUUUUGAAUUCAAAGGACCUCAUUGGUGAUCUCGCUCCGAUACCGCAUGGAAUCCUUCCCCGCCCUCCCCCCAAGCACUCUGUCGCUGUCCAAGGUGACAGGUCUCUACUUCUCCCCUCAACAGCAAAUGUACCGAUACACGGCCGCCGCGCAACAGAUUUUGUAAACAGUAAUACGAAUCCCUGGAUUAUCUCCCCCAUGUGUGUGUCGGGGUGAAUAUCCGCUAACUGAGCACUGCCCAGCAUCUACUGGGCCGGACGCAAGCCAUGGCCGGAGCAGGGGAGCUCGGCAAGCGACAGCCGAGGGACCCAGACACUCAGGAGCCACUCAGGAGACACUCAGGAGACGCUGUGGGACGCUGAGCCGGUUCGCCGAGUACGAUGCUGAUGGACAAGCACUUUGGACAAGCACUUUGGACAAACACUUUGAACAAACACCGAUGGACAGGCGCUGAUGGACAGGCACUGAUGAACACGGCGACUCGAUCAGA
Messenger RNA from Polychytrium aggregatum, 3741 nucleotides. RefSeq lists its product as uncharacterized. Lineage: Eukaryota; Fungi; Chytridiomycota; Chytridiomycetes; Polychytriales. The record is from RefSeq and is a predicted model, not a curated record. Gene Ontology annotation, molecular function: protein serine/threonine kinase activity; RNA endonuclease activity; ATP binding. Gene Ontology annotation, biological process: intrinsic apoptotic signaling pathway in response to endoplasmic reticulum stress; protein phosphorylation; IRE1-mediated unfolded protein response. Gene Ontology annotation, cellular component: IRE1-TRAF2-ASK1 complex. Bases 143 to 3280 code for a protein of 1045 amino acids. The transcript is spliced from 6 exons.